CAAUGGACGGCCGUAGUAAGGUGUCUGGUUACUCCCAGUCAGCCCACGCUCGCUGGGCAAAGGGAGGGGUUAUCCUGCUCCUCGGCCGUAAUGGUAACUCGGUUGCGCCCGCGGAGACUUCAGCGUUGAGCAGCUGGAUCCCAAAACGCGUCUUAUACGUGGAGCGCGAGGCGGAGGCCGCGUUCGUUCCCACCCGCGGCGUCUCGGGGAGCGGUGCCAUCACUUUGGGGGGGAUUUUUUUUUUAUUUUUCUGGAAAGGUGACGAACUAAACCUGUUGCCUGUCCGACUCCCGACUCGCCGUAGACUCUCCAAGAUGUUGCUUUGUGGAUGGGAUGGCGUCCGCUCCCGUGCUCGUGCGCACUCAUAGCCUCGUCGAAGUGCGAACGUCCCCCCCCCGGCUGGUUUCGUAGCUCUGUCCGGCUGGGAAGAUGCAUGUGUCCUUGGCAGAAGCCUUGGAGGUCCGAGGGGGUCCGCUCCAGGAGGAGGAAGUCUGGGCAGUGCUCAGCCAGAGUGCAGAGAGCCUCCAGGAGCUGUUCCACAAAGACCCCGCAGCGAUGGGCUUCAUCAUCUCUCCCUGGUCCCUCCUGCUCAUGCCCUCCGGCGGCAUCGCCUUCACAGACGAGUACGUCACCCAGCAGGACCUGAGAGCCUUCACAGCCCCAGAGGUGCUGGAGGGGACCUCCUUGGUGUCCGUGUCCGACAUGGAGAAGAUGCACAUGUACUCACUCGGGAUGACCCUGUUCUGGGGAGCAGACUACGAGAUCCCUCAAAGUCAGCCCAUGAAGCUGGGGGAGCACCUCAACAGCCUGCUGCUCAACAUGUGCGACGACGUCACGCUGAGCCGCAUGUCGCUGCGCACGGUGCUGGACAUCUGCAGCAAGCACAUCAGGAACUCCACCUGUGACCCCCCCUUCUCCUACAUCAGGAAGCUGGUGCGCCUGGUGCUGGGCAGCCUCUCCCAGCUGGACGGCCUCCUUACUGACCGAGAGUCCCUUCCAGAGCGGAGCAAGGAAAUCCGGGAGCGGCUGAGGGGCAAAGGCUUGCCCUCCGGGAGAAGUGCCGCCCCCCGGGUUCUGGAGCGCUACCGAGCCAGGACUCAGGAGCAGACGUCUCUUAACCGGGGUCUAAGUCGAUCCAUGGGGUCCCUGCCCAUCCAGGGUCUGUUGAAGGGGGACGAGAGGGCCGACCUCCACUUCUCACUGCCCGACUCCCAUGACUCGCCGAGUGAACACUAUCCCAAACACCCCUCGUCCCAGCAGGAACAGUCUUAUCCCUACCUGCACCCCCUUCACCCCCAGCAAAAAGGCCGCCCUGUGGAGCUGGAUCGGAGAUCUCUACCCUUCCACAGUAGGGACCCGGGCCCCAGCCAGGCCAGGAAGUCUUGGGCCUCCUCCGUGGAUUUAGCGUGCAUCGACCCAGAGGCUCUUCGCUUCGGAGCGUUGGAGGAUGCACGGAGAGGCAGCAGCGCCUUGAGCACCCACUCCGUGGGCAGACGCAGGGAGAGCCACUCGGUGUUCUCCGACUUUGGCGGCCUGAAGAGCAGGAAGCCCCACCACCACUCGGCCCUGUCCGUGGGCUCGGGCCUUCCCGGUGCCUAUGACAGAAUCAAGGAGAGACAGAGGAAACUGCAGGCGCUACGGCUAGCGGUCGAUGAUCCGGUCCACACCCACCAGAGGUACCACAGUGAUUACAGUUCAUCCAGCGAGAGCCCGUCGGUGACCUCCUCGGAUCCAGACUACAGGCAAGCCAGGAGGCCCGGCGACGCACGGCGCUACAGCUCCCAGCUCGCGCUGUCGUCCGAGCACGACGGCCUGCCGCUGACCAGACACAGGCAGCAUGAGGGGGCCGACGAGGGCCUGGCGGGAGCCGAGCUGCUCCUCCAGAAGCAGGAGGAGGAGGUGCAGCGUCUCCAGGCUCACCUGGCCAGCAGGCUGUCCAGGGCCUCCAACCUCUACACCACCGACGACCCCCUGGCUCCGUCGCACGCCUCGGUGCUCGACCUGCGAGACCCCUUCUACGGCCCGACGGCAGUCCGCAAGCACAAAAACUUCCACGGGCCUGAAUUCGUGAAGAUGGCCAGCGAGCCCUGCGUUGCCCUGUCUGUGCCCUCCUCAAUCAUGAAGCGAGGGCGGGUGGAGGAGGUGCAGAGGAAGGUGGGCGUCGUGCUGCUCAACGGCCAGAAGCUGGAGCUGAGCUGCGACGUGAAGGCGGUGUGCAAAGACGUCCUGGACAUGGUGGUGGCCCACAUCGGACUCGUUGAGCACCAUCUCUUCGGCCUUGCCUACCUCAGAGAGAAUGAGUUUUUCUUCGCUGAGCCUGAUGCCAAACUGUCCAAACUGGCCCCGGAGGGCUGGAAGGAGGAUCCUCGGAAGAAGAAAUCCGACGUGCCUUUCAACCUUUUCUUACGGAUCAAAUUCUUCCACGACGACGUUAAUCUCAUACAGCACGCUAUGACCAAACACCAGUACUACCUACAGCUGAGGAAGGACAUCUUGGAGGAGAGGAUGCGCUGUGACACAGAGAACGCCAUGUUGCUGGCUUCUCUGGCUCUGCAGGCUGAAUUCAGUGACUACCAGCCCGAGCUUCAUGGAAAGACCUAUUUCAGACUGGAGCACUACCUGCCGGUGUCUGUACUGGACAAGGCUGACCAGACCACCAUCAAGGAGGAGCUGCCAAAACUCCACAGCAACUACUAUGGAGCACCCGAGUCAGAGGCGGAGUUUGAGUUCCUCAAGGUGAGCCAGAGGCUGACGGAGUAUGGGGUCCACUUCCACCGGGUGUUUCCUGAGAAGAGGUCCCAGUCCGGCAUCAUGCUCGGCGUCUACUCCAAGGGGGUGCUCAUCUUCGAGGUCCUCAAUGGAAAUCGAACCCCGGUGCUCAGGUUCCCCUGGAGGGAGACCAAGAAGAUCUCCUUCACAAAAAAGAAGAUUUGCCUGCAGAACACAUCGGAUGGGAUCAAGCACGUGUUUCAGGCCGACAACAAGACGUGCCAGUAUCUGCUGCAGCUCUGCUCCGACCAGCACAAGUUCCACCUGCAGACGAAGGCCCGUCAAAACAACCAGGAGCUCCAGGACCUAGAGAACAGCCCCCUGAACAGUUUGCGCUAUUCCCCUGACACUCGGGGUGCAGACUUCAUAGAGAGACCACUGAGCCUGGCCCCCAGCUUAUCCACGCGCUCCAACCCGGACCACCUGAAGAGGAUCUCCUACUCGGAGGUGGCGCUCAACCGGGCGCCCUCCGGGCCCGUCGUCGUCCGGGAUGAGCUCCACUUUCCGGGUUUCAAUCCGACCGCCUCCGCGGCCCUUUCGAAUCCCCGCGCGAUGAGCCGCUCCCACCACAACCUGGCGCUGAUGCCCGAGUCCCCGGAGCACCAGCUGGCAGAGGGGCACCGCGGCCCGCCGGGCUUCGGACUGAGUCAGCCGCAGGCCGGCCAAGCGGCCGCCCACGUCCAGCAGCACCAGCGAGCCCUCUCAGACACAGACUCCCUGUCGCUCCAACAGGACAAGUCAUUUGGCACCGUGCCCCACAGCAGCACAGCCUGGAGCCUUAACCAGUCAAAGAAAGAAUCCGACUCGUCUUCCAUGGAAGAUACUGGCCAAGCAUAUGUAGUAGGAGUCAGUAUGCACAGCUCCUCUGGCCUGCCUUCAACCCCAGUGUCUGUCAAUGAUUCCCUCAAGAAAAAGCUCAGCGCUUUACCGUCCCCAGAGAGAGAAAUCACCACGGUAGCGCUGAAGAAAGACGUGAAGUACGGCCUGGGCUUCCAGGUGGUCGGGGGAGAGACCUCUGGUCGCGCGGGGCUCGGCACCAUCGUCAGCUCCGUCACCCCCGGUGGUCCUGCUGACGUCGACGGCUCCUUGAAACCCGGCGACCGGCUCAUAUCCGUCAACGACGUGAACGUGGAGGGCCUCUCUCACGCCAGCACCAUCGACAUGCUUCAAAGUUGUCCCGAUGACGUCACUCUGGUGGUGUCGCAGCCUAAAGAGCGGCUCUACAAAGAUUCUCCUCCAGGCUGCGUUCCCUAUCCGACCAAAUCCUCCCUGAAGUCGGUGAACUCGGGAUGUGAGCAGGACGUGGAUAGCUCGUCUGAGGAGCACGCAGGGAUGGGGAGCCCCAGCCUCCCCCCUCACAGCGCCGGACCACCGUCCACCGCCUCCUCCUCCUCCUCCUUCCACCAGGACGCCAGCCGCAGCUCCCAGGACUCCAGAGGCAGCAAUGCUAAAAUCAGCAGGCCCCCCGCUAACGGGGUGCAGCAGUGCCUGGCCAGAGCCACAGCUGCUAAAGCGGCAUCCGCAGCCCUGCACAGUAGACCAGAGCCUGACGUGGCUUCAGACCCUCCGCCGCCUGCUCUGCCGCCCAAGACCCGGAAAGCUCAGAAAGUGUCUGAAGCUCCCAAAGCGCCCGAGCAGUCGGACCGCGGGGACUCUGACUUGGAUGAGGAGGCUUUUUCCAGUAGUCAAGAAAAACUCAAGGUCAAAAAGGACAACCUCACGGAAAGUUUAAAUGGUAAUGCCCCAGGAGUCAGUAGUCUCUGUCCCGGAGAACUAUUUGACGUUGAGCUGUCGAAAAAAGACAGCAGCCUGGGCAUAAGUGUCACGGUACUGUUCGACAAGGGGGGAGUCAACACAGCUGUCCGACACGGAGGAGUCUAUGUCAAAGCUGUUCUGCCGAAAGGAGCCGCAGAGCUUGACGGGAGGAUACAGAAAGGCGAUCGUGUGGUGGCUGUCAAUGGGAAAAGCCUGGAGGGAGCCACUCAUCAACAAGCAGUGGAGACUCUGAGAGACACUGGCCAGACGGUGCACCUGUUGCUGGAGAGGGGUCAGCGGUCUGAGGACAGCGUCAGCGCGCCGCUCACGCCGCCAUCUGCUGGCAGCAAGCGAGAGCAGCCCAAGGCCAGAGAGCCGCCACGCGAGGUCAAAGACAAACCCGACUACAGCUUCGUCACGCGGGAUAAUGUCUUCGACGUGCGCCUGCUGAAGAACACGUCAGGCCUGGGCUUCAGUUUCAGCCGCGAGGAGAACGUCCCUGACGAGCCCCCCGGCUCCAGCAUGGUGCGGGUCAAGAAGCUGUUUCCCGGCCAGCCGGCUGCGGAGAGCGAGCGCAUCAACGUGGGCGACGUCAUCCUGCGGGUCAAUCAGACGCCCCUCAAGGGGCUCUCGCAGCAUGAGGUGAUAUCAGCCUUGCGCGGAACAGGUCAAGAUGUCACUCUGGUCCUUUGUAGACCUGAACACGGGGUUCUUCCUGAGAUGGACACUUCCAUUUUGACACCGGUGCCCUCACCUCGAAAGCAGCCAAUGGUCCAGCCAGAGCCCAGUCUGAGCGUAGACAGGGCGAGCACGCCUCCAGGUACACAGGGGAGGAGUCCAGGGCCCGUACAGGAGGCCCUGGAGAGGCUGAUGCUCAAAAGCCCCGGCCGACACAACAGCUACAGCGACAGUACCGACGGCGACGAGGAGGUGGAAGAAGCCUUCAGCCCUACGUCCCUGGAGCAGAGCAGGCAAACGUGGGAGCAGAGUGUCUACCAGACGCCCGGGAGCAACCUGGUUCGGUACGACAGCACCGAUCGGCUGGACGACACUAGCACCUCCGCCUUCUACUCCCCAAACCUGUCCAUGACCAGAUCGGACUCCAGUACAAGACAUGCUUCAUCUCCGGUGUCAGCUGAUCUGGAGUCAUCCCCCCUCCCCAUGAGGUCCUCUCCUCCCUCAGCACCAAGCCCGGAUCCACUACCCCCUCCGCUGCCUCUGCCCUUAAACCUCACUGCAUCUGGAAACGGACAGGACAUGGAGGAUUUUCUCCCGGAAGUAGUGCUGAUGGUCUCCUUGAUGAAGUCAGAAAAAGGCAGUCUGGGCUUCACCCUCACCAAAGGUAACGACCACGGCUGUUACAUCCACGACAUUGUCCAGAAUCCAGCCAAAGGAGAUGGAAGACUCAGGCCUGGGGACAGAAUGAUUAUGGUGAACAACACGGAUGUGAGCAAAAUGGGCCACACUGAGGUGGUCAGCCUUGUGCGUGCUGCCCCCCACAUGGUGGAUCUAGUGGUAGGGAGGAUCCUGGAGGCUCCCAACCCCCCCAUAGAAGCUCACCUGCUGCCUGACAUUGCUUUCAAAGGACAGCAGGAACCCCUUGGUUUGAUACUGGACGGUGGAAGCGACAGUGUUUAUGGGGUGUUGUUUGUGAGGGACAUCCUGCCAGAUUCACUGGUAUUUAAGGAGGGGAGCUUGAAACCGCUGGAUUUAAUCCACUACAUCAACGGCGCUCCCACCCAGGACCUGACUCUCAGUGAGAACAUGAGGCUGUUGGAACUCUCCCUCGACAACCUCACGCUAAAGGCCACAAGGGAUGGAAAGCCUGUUUUUCCUGGACAGAAAAGCGUCUCUUUUCUCAACAAUAACAUUAACAUGGCUCCAUCCAGCAUGAAUGGAUUUGUUACAGAGGAAGAUCCAAUAGACGCUGAACGACUGGCUGCACUUUGUCCAUUAGAGGAAGAAAUUAUUAAGGUGGAUUUAGAGAAACCACCAUCUGGAGGUCUUGGCUUCUCUGUGAUCGGAGGAGAGAGGGGGAUCUUUGUCAAGUCCAUCACCCCAGGAGGAGUAGCAGAGUCCUCAGGCAAGCUGCAGGUGGGAGACAGGCUGCUCAAAGUGAAUGAAGAGCUAAUGACAGGCGUGUCCCACACAAAAGCUGUCACCACCAUACGUAAAACCCGAGGUCUGGUCCAUCUUAUAGUGUCCAGGCCACCAGACCAGAGCCCAGACAUGUACCUGGGCUAUCUGCCUGUCAAUGCUGACAAGUGCAAUGGAAACACGGAUCUGAGUGAGGACAGUGGAGUGAGGACUAAGAUAAAGUCUGGAUGCCUUCCUCCCAUACCAGCAAUAGACUAUGAAGAUGCUCCGCUACCACGAAGAAGGGAGCCAGAGCACAGCGCUGAAUUUUCUGACACAGACUGUGAUGGUUCAUCUUUGCCUGAAGACUCUCCUAAGAGUUCCCGGAAGGGGGAAUGGCCAGAGGAGAGUGUUGACGACCCAAGAAAUGAAAACUAUCUGCAAAUGACAUCUGGACAACCAGAGGAGGAUGAAAUCACCUGGGGCAGUGAUGAACUGCCCAAUGAAGACAUGAACUCCAAAAUAAGAGAUGAUGGGCUGAUCAUCACAGAAGACGAGCUGACAUCUUUGCCCCUCGUCAGAGUGGUUCCCGACGGCCAGUAUACAGGACCAAAGCUCAACACCGUGGUCCGGAUGAUGAGGGGGCUUCUGGAGCAGAAGGUCCCACUGCAGGAGUUCGAGAAUCUGCAGAAUCUGCAGCCACUGGAUGACUGUUUAAUAGGGCAGACCAAAGAGAACAAGAAGAAGAACCGCUACAAGAAUAUUGUGCCCUUCGACACAACUAGAGUGGUCCUGGGCAAAGAUGGCGGCUACAUCAAUGCCAACUUCAUCAACAUGCCGGUGAAGGAUGAGAGCUUCAUGUACAUCGCCUGUCAGGGACCCUUACCCACCACGCUGGCAGACUUUUGGCAAAUGGUCUGGGAGCAGAAGUCCAAUGUGAUCGCCAUGAUGACCCAGGAGGUGGAGGGGGGCAAGGUGAAAUGCCAGCGGUACUGGCCGGACACACCGCGGGCAGCGGAGGUGGUGGGUGACAGGCUGCAGCUCACUCUCCUCAAAGACCAACAUUUAGACCACUUUGUCAUCCGACUCUUUGAGUUGAAGGACGUCCAGACUAAUGAGACACUGCACGUAACUCAUCUCAACUACACGGGUUGGCCCGACCAUGGAACGCCCACACAGCCCGAACAGCUGCUCACUUUUAUUUCAUAUAUGAGAUACGUUCAUCGAUCGGGACCUAUUAUCACACACUGCAGUGCAGGCAUUGGUCGGUCAGGAACACUCAUCUGUAUAGAUGUGGUCCUGGGUCUAAUCAGUAAAGAUGCUGAUUUUGAUAUUUCAGACGUCGUCAGAAAUAUGAGACUUCAGAGACACGGAAUGGUCCAGACAGAGGAUCAAUAUAUCUUCUGCUAUCAAGUGAUCCUCUACGUCCUCAGAUGCCUUCAAGCUGAAGAAAACAUCUCAGGAUAGCAGAAGCCACAUAUCAGCAACAUCUACAUGUAGAUGCUGAGUGACAGUUUUUUGUUUUUGUUUUUUGUUUUUCAGACGAGCAAAACAAAAAUGGAGCAGAGUUGACACAGGCAGAAAUUGCCAAAUGACACUAAAUGUUUUUAAAAUGCCUUAAAUAUUCAGUGUCUUGAGUGCAAAUCUUUUAUAGAAGUCUAUAUUUUUAUGUUUGCUUUUUGAGUUUUCUCUCUUUAUGGCUGCUACUCUUUUUCAAUGCAUUCAUGAGAACUGCUGAUUGUAUUGUCACUUACAUGAGAACAUUAAUGGUUUUUUUUCAAUUCAUGGAUAUUGUGAUUAUAAAGGCGAUCAAGAAUUUCUUAUUUUAUAAGGAACAAAAUUCUACUUGUGUAUUUUAAAUCCUAUUUUAAUGCUGGAACAUGCUUUGACAGAAUACUAUGUCAGUAUUUGCUCUGUAAAUGAGUUCUACAGAAACUUGCUCACUGCCUGAGACAAAUAAUGAAAUUAAAAGUGUACAUAUUCAUCUCCUAAAAAUUAAACUGGAUUCAUUUUAAACGUU
Messenger RNA from Betta splendens (Siamese fighting fish), 8620 nucleotides. It is a transcript of the gene ptpn13, whose product is annotated as protein tyrosine phosphatase non-receptor type 13. The record is from RefSeq and is a predicted model, not a curated record. NCBI's taxonomy places the organism in Eukaryota, Metazoa, Chordata, Actinopteri, Anabantiformes, Osphronemidae. Gene Ontology annotation, biological process: peptidyl-tyrosine dephosphorylation. The transcript has 49 exons. Gene Ontology annotation, cellular component: nucleus; cytoplasm; cytoskeleton. Gene Ontology annotation, molecular function: phosphatidylinositol 3-kinase regulatory subunit binding; protein tyrosine phosphatase activity. Bases 430 to 8067 code for a protein of 2545 amino acids.